AUGCCUGCAGCGUUACCGUAUGCGGUCAAUCCGCUUCCUUUCGCUGGUAAGGUCAUCAGCAUCACUGGAGCCAGUCGAGGCUUGGGUUUAGCACUUAGCAAGUACUUGCUCAUCCGCGGUGCGACGGUGUCCAUGUGUGCGACUUCGGCAGACAACUUGUCGAAGGCUGCGAAAGAGAUAGACGAAGAACUUCCAGACGCCAAGGAUCGGUACUGGACAUGCGUCGCAGACAUCGCCGAUCUGGACAGUGUGCAUUCCUGGAUCGAGCAGACUGUGGCGAAGUUUGGAAAGCCCGAUGGUUGCGCAAACGUUGCCGCUGUGGAGCAGCGCGAGAUCUUCCCCUUCGUCGACCUCGACCCUGAGUACUUCGCUAGAGUGGUCAAUGUCAACGUGAUUGGCACUUUCCAUUGCCUGAAGGAGGAAAUGAAGGUCAUCAAAGACGGCGGCUCCGUCGUGAACGCCGGAAGUAUUGCCAGCCAAUACGCGUCGCAAGGGGUAUCAGCCUAUGUCGCUGCCAAGCAUGCCCUCGUUGGCCUGACCAAGGUCGCCGCCUUCGAAGGAGCGCCGAGGGGAGUGCGCGUGAAUGCUUUGUGCCCGGGCUGCUUUAACACAGCGAUGAUGGAGAAGCCCUGA
Messenger RNA from Didymella exigua CBS 183.55, 633 nucleotides. RefSeq names its product NAD(P)-binding protein. Bases 1 to 633 code for a protein of 210 amino acids. The record is from RefSeq and is a predicted model, not a curated record. NCBI's taxonomy places the organism in Eukaryota, Fungi, Ascomycota, Dothideomycetes, Pleosporales, Didymellaceae. Gene Ontology annotation, molecular function: oxidoreductase activity. The transcript is spliced from 3 exons.